AUGGAGGCUGAGAGAGAGAAGAGGAAGAGGCUGGAUACCGGAAGAUAUUACUGACACAGGCGGCGGGGCUGCUCAGGGAGCUAGGAUACACGGGACCUUUGUCUGAUGAAGAUGCUCUGCUGGAUUCCUGUGAGUUAGGAGCUGCAUGUCAGCAGUUUACCGCACUCUGUGUGUGGCUUGUGUCAGAACUAAAAUCUGUGUCUUAUCUAGUGGAAAAUGUCAGCCCUACUGAAGGCCCGACUGAUUCGGAGACCUUUCAGCUGGAAAUAAGUGGUGUGAUGAACGAGCUCCACUGUCCAUACUCAUCCCUGACCACUGGAAAUGUUACCUCCAGACUCUACAGUUCUUCCAACUGCCUGCAGCUUCUUGUUUUCCUAAGCACAGAGCUGGAAGCAGCCAGAAUCCUAAAUCUGCACAGCAUUCCUGAUUCUGAGCCUACAGAUCCACAAGUCCUAUACGAGCUAGAGCUGAUCAGAAAAGCUUUCGAGUUACCCGAGACUUCUCCAGAGGUCCCAGUGGCUACUUUAAUUAAGCAGUUGGAGGACAAGGUAACUGCGCUGUCUACAGAUGUACCUAUGUCUCCUCCUUUGCUGAAAACAGAGUUACGACCAGAACAGUGGGAGAUGCUGCAAGACUUACACUGGGCUAUGCUCAGAGAGUAUGAGUGUAGAAUGCGGAUGCUGAUCACAAGAUUUGAUGUCACUGUGCAAUCCUUUCACUGGUCUGAGAGAGCAAAGGUACAAGGACCCUCUAUGAAUAAUGUCUUCUGGCCUAUCAGAAAGGCUCUUAUAACAGAAUCUUUUAUCACAAUCCCCCAUCUACUGGCAGCACGGGAAGACUAUUCACGCAUUGUCCAUACCUGCAGUGCCUCUUCCUGCCAAAAAACCCGCUGCUCCAUCCAGAAGGUACUAAUGACAGGUAAUGUGCCUGAUCGAGGAGGAAGACCCAAUGAAAUCGAGCCUCCUAUGCCAUCUUGGGGAGAAAGAAGAGAGGGAGGUGGUGGGCAUCAGAGGUGGGGCAAAAAAAAAACAAACGAAAAAAGAAAU
Staurois parvus is the source of this 1046-nucleotide messenger RNA. NCBI's taxonomy places the organism in Eukaryota, Metazoa, Chordata, Amphibia, Anura, Ranidae. The record is from the annotation of a GenBank genome assembly.